Molecule: messenger RNA, 211 nt
Organism: Racocetra persica
Lineage: Eukaryota; Fungi; Glomeromycota; Glomeromycetes; Diversisporales; Gigasporaceae
Source: the annotation of a GenBank genome assembly
GGAAGCAGGUGGUCCAGGCGAGGGGAAUAUUAGAGAGGAAAGGAGGAGUAAAUAUCCAAAUUUGGCGAAUAGGUACCCUGAAGCCACUAACAAAUUGAUACUAAUGUUGGAAAAAACCUUUUAUGGUGGAGAAAGAAUAGGAGUGCCAGCACUUAAAGAAUAUCAAGAAAGCAAAACGCUUAACGAACUAACAACAGGCCAACUUUCAUGA